Messenger RNA from Eruca vesicaria subsp. sativa (arugula), 1173 nucleotides. NCBI's taxonomy places the organism in Eukaryota, Viridiplantae, Streptophyta, Magnoliopsida, Brassicales, Brassicaceae. The record is from the annotation of a GenBank genome assembly.
GACCACCUCGGAAGGUGUCGGAAGCGUUUCAUUUUCCUCGACGCAAAUGGCAUUCUCGUUAAUAAAUUCAUAAUCGUUGGGCGUUCCAUCUAGGCGUGUACUUAUAGAAUCAAAAAAGUCCACCGCGACAAAACUCAAUCCUCUCACUCUAUUCGUCAGAAGAAAGAAACACAAAGCGCAGUUUCAUUACCUCUUUCCACAACCCCCCAGAAGUCAAAAAGACAAAACCUUUCGAGAGAUUCAGGUUGGAGAAGAUGGGUUCUGAAGGACCAAAAGCUAUUACAAUUCACGUGACUGGCUUCAAGAAGUUUCUUGGUGUUUCCGAGAACCCUACUGAGAAAAUAGCUAAUAAUCUGAAGUCGGUUGUGGAAAAACGAGGGUUGCCUUCUGGGUUGAGUCUUGGUAGCUGUACUGUUCUUGAGACUGCAGGGGAAGGUGCAAAGUCUCAUCUUUAUGAGGUUUUGGAGUCUAGUGUUGCUGUUAUCUCUGGAAAAGAUAAGAACAUCAAUGGAACUGUUGUUUGGCUUCAUCUUGGAGUAAACAGUGGAGCGACAAAGUUUGCAAUUGAAAGGCAAGCAGUGAACGAAGCUCAUUUCCGUUGUCCUGAUCAAUUAGGCUGGCAACCACAGAGGAUUCCUAUUGUUAUUGAAGAUGGAAGUAUUACAAAAGCAAAAGAGACUUCAUGUUCGACAGAGUCGAUUCUUAAGUUACUGAAGAACAAAGGUUUCGACGUGGUUGAAUCAGACGACGCUGGACGGUUUGUGUGCAACUAUGUGUACUAUCAUUCUCUGAGGUUCGCAGAGCAAAAGGGACACAAGUCUCUGUUUGUUCACGUUCCUUUGUUCUCCCAAAUCAGUGAAGAAACACAGAUGCUGUUCGUGGUUUCUCUCUUGGAGGCUAUUGCAACUACUUGCUAGUCUCCUUCACCAUUUUGUAAGUGUUAUGUCAUGUAUAUAUAUCCUUCUACGGAAGCUUUGUGUUCUAUUGUUUGGAGGUAUCUGAAAGAAAGAUCCUUUUGUGAUCGUCUGUGUAAAAUCAAAAAUAAAAUUUAUCUUUAUUCAAAAUGUCAAAGGUUGGAUUUGUAUGUUACUUGAACCCUAAUAUUGCAUAAAAGUAAAAGACGCCUUCCUUGUGUAAAGACGUUGAUUGGUAGAUACUUGUGACGCAAGGCAC